AUGGAGUCCAUAUCGCGGUUCAGAAGCGUGCUUUUGACAUGUCUCAGCUCUCGUGGACAUGGAGAGCAAGAGCUUUUUGACGAACUCAUGAUGCACAAGCAGAGGCUGCUUGAGCUGUUUGAGGUAGGACAGAGCAGUCAGCAGGAACAACAAGAGCUGCGAAGUGGACGGAUCACGAUCAAUGGCAGGUCAUUUGCCGUCAAUGCGGAUUUUGCUCAGCAGGCAAUAUUCCUUGCCCAGCAGCUCAAGUCCUCCGAGAAAUACAUCGCGAGUAUACUGCAUUCUGUCAUGACCGAAAACCCAAAUAUCGGUCCAGUCGGUUGCAUAGAAGCCACGGUCGUUGAAUUUCAUCAAAGACGACGUCAUUUGGUCGACUGUCUGCGUUACAUCUUUGAGGCUGCAGAGUUGGCUGAGUUGCCAGAUGCACCGCGACUUUACAAACGGCUAGAUGCUUUUGCUAGGCAGGAUCUCGUUCUAUCUGCGAAGGGACCAGGAGGAGAGGUGUCGCUGGCAUUACGAAUAUUCAAAGAGUUGGAGAACUUGGGGAACACAGUUGCGCGGGCGCAACAAGCAAAACAAUGCGCUGUGAGCAAUACUGUAGCUCCUUCUGGUGGUUCACCCACUCUGGGCUAUGAUAUCCUCAGUGCACGCUGCGACUCACUCAAAUACGAGAGACGAUACCUUGCCACUGUCUACUUCCAGAUUGCUCGUCUUGGAUGUCUCACAGUCUCUGACAUUCGCACUUCCCUCGAUUGGCUAUCUGUGAAUCCAAACGACGCCAUGACAUUCUAUGUCUUGACCGCUAUUCUGGCUGCCUUUGAUUUGGUGGACCCCUCGUCUGUCGGUGGCAAGAAUCGCCAACGCCUAGCUACAGACAAUGCAAUGAUAACAUAUAUGAAGCAGAAGCUCUCCCGCAAUACGGAGUGGAAGGACACAGGUUUAAAAGCAACUGUAUUGCUAAAGUGGACUCUCCUCUUAACCGAGACUCGUCACCGCGACCCCUCUCUGGAGGCCAGGGAGGGUUUCAAAACUACAGAGCUGGAGACUCAGAUUUGGAAUGCGGUCCAGGGCGAUGCCUUUACGUACCUCACCACAGCGCUUAUCCAGUUGUCGAGGAGUUCACCAGCGACCUCAUUCGCUGCCUUCAUUGAGCUUAUGCCCGAGCAGGAGCAACUAAGAGAACCGCCUCAUGAAGACUUUAAGCUGGCCGUUCUGAAUGCUUGCGACGCGCUGGUGCGCUCGGUGAUUACAUGUGCAUCCUCGGAGCUACGCAAAAUCAAACAACGUCAAGAGGAUAUCGUUCUCGCCAGUGCACGUCUAUUCCGGUCGGUGACACAUUCUGGACAAGACUCAGACUCUCAAGCAAAUCCACGCAACGACAUCGCCAUGCUGUACUCGUUUAUAGGUCUUCUAUACUCCAUACUUCCUCCCGAACGAGCUCUGCAGUUUUGGGGGGCUACACCACUCACUGAAACCCAUCGUCUUACGUACCUGGAGAUCGCGGAAACUAACGCAGGCAGGCUUCCUUCUUUCCUUCAGUGGGCAGUAUGGUCCACACAGACUCGUGAUGUUGUCAUGACCACUGCGCUAUACGACAUGUUGUCUGGUUUAGCAAAAGGCCAACAAUGCAGCGAGCUUGCAUAUAAUUUCCUUGCUAGAGGUGGUGUAGAAGUCGUACCGGGAAGCAGCCUCGCAGCCAGCUCAUCUCACUACAGUGCUGGUUCGGCUGUGUCCUGGACGCUCAUAUUCGCUCUGCUAGAAUCUUGGGCAGUUUCCUCCUCCAGCCCCAAGCCCCACCCACCUCCGCAACAGAACUUAGGAACAUCAUUCAGUGGUUUCAGGUCAUCUCAUUUCGCCGAGUCUCAAGCUGCCUCCCAACAGCAGCAGCAGAAACAGAUUGUAAUAGGACCCAAUGAUGUUUUGCUUGCCCAAUCAUUCCUCCGCCUUCUAUCUACGGUGGUUUCGUGCUCAGUCGCUGUCCGCCUCGCGGUCUCGGGAAACACGCACUUCAGGGCUAUUCCAACGCUGGUCUCGCUGAUACCUCUUGGGAUACCCUUGGAGCUGAAGGGAGCAAUUUUUGACGCCCUAGCAGCUUUUUGUGAACCUGGAGCGGGUGUUGCUGGAGUGGAGAUAUGCAGAUCGGUAUGGACGUUGAUGGAGCGGCUAGAGGUUAUAAACGUCCGUGCAAGUUCCUCCCGUAUUGGCGGAGUGUUGCAUCCCGUUAAGGGCGUUGAGGUGGAGUUGGACGAGGUUGAAGCUAUUCACAAGCUCUAUCCUGCUACGAUUCCGUUUCUCAAUCUCCUUGGCACCCUCAUCCACACUCCCAAACGCCUUUCCUUGAAGGACCUCAUCACAGAUUCGGAGCCACUGAACACCAUUCCUGAUGCCCUUGGUCAACCAUACCGUCUUCCUGGAAUCGGACCUUACAUAUCCUUCGUCAUCGACAAUGUUUUCGCUAAUAUCCCCCGGAGAGAGUACAGGCGACCUUCAGAUAGGUGGCAAAUGAAUGACUUGUGCUUAUCCUUCGUCGAGCGAGUCCUUGCCAGCUACGAUCUAGAGCUGUUGGUCUCGUCAGGUGAAGAUGUCGUCUUGAAGCGAGAGGCCGUUGUCCCCCUCCUCGUUCAUCCAGGAUAUGACAUAAUGCAGCAAGGCUUUGAGAAAGGUUUUGCUGAUGAAGAACCGCAUUUCAAGAAUACGAUCGUGCGCGUUUUGCGGAUCGUCCACCGCGUUCUAGAUAUUCAGGAUAUCUUCCUUGACGUUCUCGUGCCGCUCCUCACGGAGUUUGAUGGCUCACAGUUUCGUUUUGAUCAAGCGUUGUCGUAUGGCACACAGCAUAUUCCUGCGAUUGCUGCGUAUGUGGUGUACCCUGCAUACCCCGAGCUUGUCCUUCUCGCUGUCAAGAUUGUCACGCAACUGUCGUCGUCGGUCAACAACCUAACCACCCUCGUCGAGCGUAGCAAUGACUCGGAUCGUGUCCUCAGUGGCUUCAAGCAACUACUCAGCGUCGAGUCAUUUGACGAUGUGGAUGCUAGUGAAACACAAGCUGAACAGGUGACCGGCGCUGGUGCUCCCGAUAGAGAAGCACAAGAAUCACUCGAUCAAACGAUACGACUUGCCAUCCUUGAAUUGCUCAUCCAGAACACGCGAUCAAACCGACCAUAUCCCACCAUCGGCCAUUUCCUGUUGUACGGUGGCUCAGAAAACGAGCAUCAAAUCCAAGAUCCACACGCGCUGGGUGUGCACAGAACAUGUGCUCACGUCAUCUUUGAUCUUGUCAACGCUGGCGUCCCCAGAGUGCACAGCAAAGGCAAAGAACGCGAACGUGAACGUCGACUGGCGCAUCAGGUUGAUCCAUUGUUCAUUUCUAUCCCUGCUUUGGCAGAGCGCUGCUAUCAGGUCAUUCAUCAACUCUGUGUGCAUCCACGGACAUCAGAGGCCACCAUGCGGUACCUCCGCACGCGAGAAGACUUCUUCGCCCGCCAUCUCGCAGCCAUACCUUCCAAAGCCCCGGAAACGCAUGAGGAGCCUGUCAUCGAGGUCCUAUAUCAUGAUGGUUCUCGCGUUAUCACCAGCGUAUCAGCUCUGCGAUCAUUCAUGGGCGUACGCUCUCGCAUCUUAGAUUUAGUAUCGCUUGAUCUCCACGUCCUGACCCGCAAAGGCCACCACAAGGGCGUUUUGGAGGUUUUGCAAAUCAUAUUUGGCUCAGAGGCGAUGGUUGGCGAGGAUGUGCUCGAAUGGGAUGUGGAUGCGUUGCAGCCGUUCCAGGAGAUGGGCCAGUCGCAUCUUCGGAUCAUCGAGUCCGUGCAGUCCCUCGGCUUUGAUUGGUCAGACAGUUUAACCGUUCAUCCUGUCGACCUGGAGCUCCUUGUCGUUGAUAGAUCUUCGCUAUUGUCCCUGUUGACUCUCGCUCGACGUUCCCUCCACGCCCAAGGCCGAAUCACCAAUAGCGCGCACGCUGACAAAUUGAACGCUGAGACCUCGUACGUCUUGGAGAGUUGUGCAAUCGAGAAUCAUCGCCGUGAGGUUGCUUUUGCUGUUGCUACCGGAUAUGAAGCGUGGUGGAGGGUAUUGGACAUCACCCUUACGAAGUGCUUCCAGCGUCUGCCGCAUGACAGGCGCGAGAACAUGCUCUUUGACUUAUUGCACGUUCUACCUACUGCAAUUCGUUCCUCCGACAUCCAGGAGCCUACCGCAGUUCUGCUUUCGGAAGCAGUGCUGUCUUGCAUCACGAAGCUACGCGAAGAUCGACGUCACCAAGUUAUGCUACAAUCCGCCGGCGGAGACACUGACGCAGGCUCUUUGCCUGCAGAGAGACUGUAUGCGCUUCUUCGCAGCAUCCUUGACUGCAUCCUGGACAACAACCGUUCCGAAUUGAGAUCUUCGGGAGAUGCGUCACUGGAGGCGUUUGGGAAGCACUCGUUAUCGAUGUCAAUGUCAAUGUCGAUGUCCCUCUCUGUUCUCUCUUCGCGUGAUGAUUUAUCCCUAAAUGAUUCUCGAUCCAUGCGCGGGACGCCAAAGCCUGCGACGAAUGCAUCGGCGCUAGAGCUUGGUACGCUGGCUGCGUUGAAAAAUGUGCUCGAGAGAUUGGUCACGAUCAUAUCUCGGGACGCAAUCGAUGGCACUGAAGUUUGGAAGACUGUCGCUUUCAUGUUGUUGGACUCCCUCGCUCAGUUGUGCCGCUCGGACAAGUCCCGCAUGCUCCUUACGUCUUUGGUUCGCUAUGGGAUUUUGUCGAACUUUGUCCAGGGACUGAAGGAAGCGGAGUCGCAAAUGCAGUAUGUGCUCAAACCAGACCCAGACGAUCUAAAUCCUCUAUAUGUUUACGAGUCAAAGAUGUCCUUCUUGAUACGAAUGGCACAAACGAGACCGGGAGCAGAACGGUUACUUGAAGCUCGAAUUUUCCCGGUCUUGAGUCAAUGCGAGUUUCUGGAUACGAGACCAGAAGCGGAUCAGUCAUUUAUGGACCAGGACUCUUUCUUGCCUUCGGCGAUUCAGCGAUAUCACCAGCUGUUCAUGCCGGCACUUCAGCUCGUUGCUGCGAUGUUGACGACCUUGGGAGCUCAGCAUGCUACUGCGAGUAGUCAGGCACUCGACUUUUUAUCAAGCCAUCGAGAAACGAUCAUCAUUCUUCUCAAAAAUGAUUCUGAAGAGAUUGGGUUGUCAAUCGUUCAAGAAAUCCACCUCGUGGUGUCGCUGAGCAGGAGCGUCCUGACGCUCGUUCCAAAAUCUGAGCUGAUGUCGACGAAUUCCGGGUUUGGUGGUAUUCAUGGCGCUGUAUUAGGCCUUGCUGCGCGGUGCUUGGGAAACAGAAGCUGGAGUCAAGCGAUCAAACCUCAGACGGACGCAGAGGUUUUGCGAGCUAGCGUCUUUGCAUCCGGGCAGGGAUCGACUAGUCAAUUUGAUCUGAGUUUGAGGCGCCAAGAACGGUUGCUCCUCAAGGCUAUCGUGGAGUACCUUGGGACUGCGAGUGAAUUCACUGAGCCUGAGAUUACACUGGUGCUUUCUCCUGUCGUCACAGUUCCUCGACACGAUGAACGGUCGUCUCGUUUCGUAGCCACGAUACCGACGGUCGGCGAUGCUAUUGAGGCGCUGAGUGGACUCUGCGACGAUCUUUCAGAGACGUUGAAACAGAUUGCUGACUUGUCUGCUGAACUAUCUUCACGAGACCAUAUUCGAGUGGACAACAUUCAAGACAUCGUCAGCGUGUCUGAUCCCGCAUUCCUCCAAGAUCUAGACAUUGCACAGAAAAGGUCGUUGAUAUUCAGAGAGUAUGAGCGGUUUAGGAACGAGGCUCAAGAUGAGGUUAAAAACAUGCUCGGCACUACUGAGAUGGUAUUACUAUUGCUCUGGCGUCAUCUCGUGAGCUAUGUGGAGCGCGACUUGUCGAGCGGCGCAACCUCGGCGCCGGUCAUAAAUAUGAAGAGCACUCUCAAGCUUCUUCCACCCCCGGACUCUGAUUCGUUCAAAGCGAAUGCGGGCAAAAAACUGAUUGGUGCUCUCGCGAGGUUAUCAACGUUGGAUUUGACGGUGGAUACGCUGGGAAGUGAGUGGCAGUCAUACCAAGGAUAUAUUGAGAUUAUGUCGCGGAGGUUGAGAGACACGGUUGGGUUGCAUGAGGCUCUGGAGUAG
This is a messenger RNA of Suillus subaureus, 6129 nucleotides long. RefSeq names its product nucleoporin Nup186/Nup192/Nup205. Gene Ontology annotation, molecular function: structural constituent of nuclear pore. The transcript has 16 exons. Gene Ontology annotation, biological process: nuclear pore organization. Bases 1 to 6129 code for a protein of 2042 amino acids. The record is from RefSeq and is a predicted model, not a curated record. Gene Ontology annotation, cellular component: nuclear pore inner ring; nuclear pore. Lineage: Eukaryota; Fungi; Basidiomycota; Agaricomycetes; Boletales; Suillaceae.